UAUAACUUACUGCUUUAAAUUCUUGCUAUGGCUGUACCUCUGCUAAAAGUACAGGGAUAUCAGCUGAGCAGAAUCUGCUUAGAAAGAGUAUUUAGAUACUGGUGAGGGAUCCUGCUGCUACAGUGAGCAAUUAAGGUUCCCAUAAUGAAGUCACUUCAAUUAGUAUGCUGUGUCCACUCAAAACAUUGGCUUGCAGAUACUAAAUAAACUAAGGGGUCCAACUGCCUCGUUGCCAGAAACUGGUGCUCACAUGGUGCUGUUGGUUGAAGGGCAAACAAUCCUCAAAUCUGGUUGAUUUGAGCUGUGCAUGAAAGUGUUUGAACACAUCUGGCUGACUUCCUCUGAAGUGGGUGAGGGAGGGCUCCUGCAGUCCUGUUAUCCAGCCAGGCUGUGAGAAGGCUCCCAGUGAUGUAAGGCUGGAGAUGUGGCUGUGAUCUAAGAACAGAGGUGAAAUUUUCAGUUGUAUGUUUUUUUUAAUGUCAUUGGAGAAGCUGUGAGAUGAAAUGUUUGGUUAUAAUUAUAGCUAGACUGAAUGUGCAGUAUAAAUUCUAAUUAUAGAUUACUUUUUUUUUUUUUCAUUGUUUCACCCCAGUCUUGUGAAAAUGCCAUAGUGUGCUGGAAACCUGGCAAAAUGGAAGAUGAUAUAGAUAAAAUCAAGCCCAGUGAGUCAAAUGUAACCAUACUUGGGAGAUUUGACUACAGCCAGUGUGAUAUAUGGUACAUGAGGUUUUCAAUGGAUUUCUGGCAAAAGAUGCUUGCUCUGGGCAAUCAGGUUGGCAAACUUUAUGUUUGGGAUUUAGAAAUAGAGGAUCCUCAUAAAGCCAAAUGUACAACUCUUACUCAUCCUAAAUGUGUCGCUGCCAUUCGACAAACCAGUUUCAGCAGGGACAGCAGUAUCCUUAUAGCUGUGUGUGAUGAUGCCAGUAUCUGGCGCUGGGACAGACUACGAUAGGUGACUUUUUCUUAGGUGAAAGUAGAAAAUAUAUUUUCAAAUUAUAAUAUAGUCUGUUAACUUGCUAGUACAGUAGAUGCAUGUAGUGUAGACUUCCUCGAAGGUUCAGCAGACUGGAGCUGAACUUAGUGAUGUUUACAUUCUGUUUAUUGUUCUGCUUGAAAUUGCUGCUUUUAAUAAAAAGAAGUAUUUUUGUAAAGUUU
This is a messenger RNA of Apus apus (common swift), 1155 nucleotides long. Its product is annotated as polycomb protein EED-like. The record is from RefSeq and is a predicted model, not a curated record. The transcript has 3 exons. Bases 533 to 952 code for a protein of 139 amino acids. Gene Ontology annotation, biological process: negative regulation of transcription by RNA polymerase II. Lineage: Eukaryota; Metazoa; Chordata; Aves; Apodiformes; Apodidae. Gene Ontology annotation, molecular function: nucleosome binding; protein binding. Gene Ontology annotation, cellular component: ESC/E(Z) complex.